Ziziphus jujuba (common jujube) is the source of this 2121-nucleotide messenger RNA. Its product is annotated as branched-chain-amino-acid aminotransferase-like protein 1. The record is from RefSeq and is a predicted model, not a curated record. Bases 127 to 1803 code for a protein of 558 amino acids. Lineage: Eukaryota; Viridiplantae; Streptophyta; Magnoliopsida; Rosales; Rhamnaceae. Gene Ontology annotation, molecular function: catalytic activity. The transcript has 21 exons. Gene Ontology annotation, biological process: carboxylic acid metabolic process.
AAAUUAAAAGGAAAAAAUCAGAAGAUAUGGACAGUAGGUGGUGAUGAAAUGUCAGAAGCUGACAGGCACAUAUUACGGCAGUUGAUGAUUCCAGCUUGGGAUUGAUGCAAGAGCGCUAGACCAAUAAUGGCGAAAGAAGUGGAGGUGGAGGUCAUUCAUUCAUGGUCUACUCCGAGAUCUCUCAGCACCAGCCUCAUGUACUCUUUUGCCCAGAGGGAUGACAUAGAAGUGAUCGAUGAACCUCUAUAUUCAAAUUUUCUUCGGGUCACAGGUUUUGAAAGACCCUACAGGGAUGAGCUACUUUCCAAAAUGGACCCUGACGGAAAUAAGGUUGUCAAAGAAGUCAUUUUCGGUCGCGGCACAAAGAAGUAUAGGUUCUGUAAGCAUAUAGCAAAGCAAUGGGUGUCUGGUUUACCGAGAGACUUAAUGACGAAAGGAAAGCACUUCAUAUUGAUUCGUAGUCCCCUUGACAUUUUGCCAUCGUUUAAUAAGGUAGUGCCACCUUCCUUUGAAGAGUUGGGUCUGGGAUACUUGAUAUCCAUAUACAAUGAGCUCUGUGAGUUGGGAAACCCACCACCGAUAAUUGAUGCAGCCGAACUUCAUGAAGACCCUGAGGCUACACUACGAUGUCUUUGUGAAGAUUUGGAUAUUCCUUUUCAAUCUUCAAUGCUCAAAUGGGAAGCUGGUCCAAAACCAAUAGAUGGGAUUUGGGCACCUUGGUGGUAUAAAAGUGUACAUAAAUCAACAUGUUUUGAGCCAGCAAAAAAGUACCCUGUGCCAUUUACAUUUGCUUACUAUGACUUGCUGGAGCAAUGCCUACCCCUCUACAACUCACUUCGACGCCAUGUGAAGAAAUCAUUAUGUCUCCUCAAGUCUCCCUUACCUCGUCCUGAUCUUCCUGUUCCUGCCAACGAGAAGCUACUUGCAUGGGUUGGUGAUGAGCUUCUACCGCGUGAGAGUGCAAAGGUUUCUGUGUUUGACUCUGUUGUCCAAGGCGGAGAUUCAGUUUGGGAGGGACUCCGAGUUUAUUCUGGGAAAGUAUUUAAGCUUGAGGAGCAUUUAGAUAGGAUGUUUGACUCUGCAAAGGCUUUGGCUUUCAAAAAUGUUCCUACACGAGAAGAGGUCAAAGAAGCCAUCUUCAAAACUCUUAUUCGGAAUGGAAUGUUUGACAAUGCACACAUCCGACUAAGUCUAACACGUGGAAAAAAGGUUACCUCUGGCAUGAGCCCGGAGUUCAAUCUUUAUGGUUGCACAUUAAUUGUGCUCGCAGAGUGGAAACCUCCUGUCUAUGAUAAUUCAAGUGGUAUAACUCUGGUUACAGCUACUACACGUCGUAAUUCACCAAAUAACUUGGAUUCGAAGAUUCACCACAACAACCUUCUGAAUAAUAUACUUGCAAAGAUAGAAGGCAAUAAUGCAAACGCUGCUGAUGCAAUCAUGCUCGACAAGGAUGGUUAUGUGUCUGAAACAAAUGCUACCAACAUUUUUUUGGUGAAAAGAGGCCAGGUCUUAACGCCUCAUGCUGAUUACUGUCUUCCUGGCAUAACUCGAGCAACUAUCAUGGAACUGGUGGUGAAGGAAAACUUGGUCUUGGAGGAGCGAAGAAUAAGUCUAUCAGAGUUUCAUACUGCUGAUGAGGUUUGGACAACCGGAACAAUGGGAGAACUGACUCCUGUUGUAAAGAUAGAUGGUCGUGAUAUUGGUGAUGGUAAAGUGGGGCCAGUGACUCGAAGAUUACAAAAUGCUUACAAAAAUCUGACAGAAGAGUCAGGAGUGCCCAUUCCAACCUACCAUAAAAGUUAAUUAAGACUGCUCCAACAGGUAUGCACACAGAGCAGACUCCAACUACCAUGCAAGAAAUCUACGGUUUAGCCAUUCAAGAGUGGCUGCCUGAAGUUGGAACCAACCACACAUCAGAUUGCUUCUAGGGACACAUGAAUAAAAGAAAUUGCAGUGUUGUACCAUCUCAUCCUGCUAUUUGAACAAAAUUCCCUAUGAAAUUAAUUUUAACAAAGUUGUACAUUUUAUUGAAUGCCGUACAAUGUAUAAAAACUCAAAACGUUUUGCAUACUUUGCUGGAGUUUGUGUGGAAUGCAAACUACAUUGAAUUUGUUUACUGUA